Messenger RNA from Magnolia sinica, 2305 nucleotides. Its product is annotated as pentatricopeptide repeat-containing protein At1g09900. Lineage: Eukaryota; Viridiplantae; Streptophyta; Magnoliopsida; Magnoliales; Magnoliaceae. Bases 207 to 2042 code for a protein of 611 amino acids. The record is from RefSeq and is a predicted model, not a curated record. Gene Ontology annotation, molecular function: protein binding. The transcript has a single exon.
AUCUUAUCCCUGUGCUGCACUAUCCUCCUAAAAUCCUCUCAUUUGUAGACAGUUCUAUUGUAAGCAAAACCCUCAUUUCCAAAACCCCAUCUUCUUUUCUUCUUUCCAUGUUCUCUUUAUUUCCAUUCAAUCUCAAUCAGAUAUUUCUGGGUUUUUCUCCAUGAGCAUCUGGGUAUAAGUUUCUUGGAAUACAAUCCUGAAAAAAAAUGGAUUUUGUGGUGCCUGCCAAACAUACCCAUGUUGGGUUUUCCCCCUUCAAAUGCAUUCAAAAGGAGAGUGAGGUUGGCGUUAAGGUUAGAUUCUUCUAUGACUUCAAUUUAAGCAGCACUAGUUCCUGUGUGAAUGGAUUUCUCGGUUACAAGGCCUGUUGUUGUUUGUUGUCUUCUGAUGAUGAGAUGAAAAAGCCCGGAAAGUAUCGGAAAAACCAGAGGAACCGGGUUUCGGCUGUCACGAAGGUCGAGACCGCUAGUUCUAACGGUAGAUUAUCGAAUCGCCCCAAAAACCCAGAUGCGCAUUCGAGUAACAGGCAUUUCUCGCGAAGUUUUGAUGAUUUUGAAACUAAUGACCGUCUCCGGCGAUUGGUUAGGAAUGGGGAGUUGGAGGAAGGGUUGAAGUUCUUGGAGAACAUGGUGGGCCAUGGUGCGAUUCCUGAUAUCAUCCCGUGCACGAGCCUAAUUCGUGGGUUUUGUAGAGCUGGCAAGACCAAGAAGGCGACCCGGGUUUUGGAGAUUGUCGAAGAAUCGGGGGCCGUUCCUGAUGUCAUUACGUAUAAUGUUUUAAUCAGCGGGUAUUGCAAAAUGGGCGAGAUUGACAACGCUCUCUUGCUUUUGGACCGAAUGAGUGUCUCUCCAGAUGUUGUGACAUAUAAUACAAUUUUACGUAGUUUAUGUGAUCAGGGGAAGUUGAAGCAGGCGAUGGAAGUUCUCGAUCAUCAGUUGCAGAAAGAGUGUUAUCCUGAUGUCAUUACGUAUACGAUAUUGAUUGAAGCGACCUGUAAGGAGAGUGGAGUUGAGCAGGCGAUGAAGCUUUUGGAUGAGAUGAGGAGUAAGGGAUGUAAACCGGAUGUGGUUACCUACAACGUUCUUAUCAAUGGGAUUUGCAAGGAAGGGAGAUUGGAUGAAGCGAUCAAGUUCUUGAAUAGCAUGCUGUUGUAUGGUUGUCAACCGAAUGUGAUUACCCACAAUAUCAUUCUGCGUAGCAUGUGUAGCACGGGACGGUGGAUGGAUGCGGAGAAACUCUUAGCCGAUAUGGUUCAAAAGGGUUGUUUGCCUAGCGUCGUGACAUUCAACAUCCUUAUCAACUUCUUGUGUAGAAAGGGGUUGUUGGGCCGUGCAAUUGAUGUUUUGGAGAAGAUGCCGCAGCAUGGGUGCAUGCCCAACUCGCUGAGUUACAAUCCGUUGCUUCAUGGGUUUUGCAAGGAGAAGAAGAUGGACCGCGCAAUCGAGUACUUGGAUGUAAUGGUGUCUAGAGGGUGUUAUCCGGACAUUGUGACUUAUAACACCUUGCUUACUGCAUUAUGCAAGGAUGGGAAGGUCGAUAUAGCAGUUGAGAUACUUAAACAGCUCAGCAGCAAAAGUUGCUCACCUGUUUUGAUAACGUAUAAUACGGUAAUUGAUGGGCUUUCGAAGAUAGGGAAUACAGAAAAGGCUGUAGAGCUACUCGAGGAGAUGUUGGGGAAGGGGCUCCACCCAGAUAUAAUCACUUAUUCUUCGUUGGUGGCUGGCCUUAGUCGAGAAGGGAAGGUUGAUGAAGCAAUCAAGUUCUUUCACGAGCUAGAAGAGUUGGGUAUCAGACCCAAUGUUAUCACAUACAAUUCGCUCAUCUUGGGUCUCUGUAAAGCUCGCCAGACGGACCGUGCCAUCGAUUUCUUUGCUUAUAUGGUGUCUAAAGGCUGUAAGCCUACAGAAGCAACCUACACGAUUCUUAUCGAAGGUGUAGCUUAUGAAGGUAUGACAAAGGAGGCUUUGGAGUUGUUGAAUGAGCUGUGCUCGAGAGGGGUCAUGAAGAAAAGCUCCGCACAGCAUGUGGCAGUUAAGAUGUAGGCUAGAGAUGUUUGCUGUCUGGGUGUUUCAGAUGAGCGACUAGUGAUGUAUGCUGGUGGAUUUUGUUGGUUGCCACCUAGGGUCACAAAGUACGGAUUUGAACUAUCUUGUCUGUUGCAUGAGCCUGUAUCUUCAUCGGUUCAUCAUCUGCAGUCCUAACAAGUUAAACUCAAAUUCAAUUUUGAUAAAUAUGAUCUGUGGCAGCUUUUUCUCAACCUCAUUUUGGCAUGAGUUGUAUUGUAAUUCCGAAGAAUUUUUGUGUA